GAUCCCAGCAGCGAGACACACAGCAUGGUGAACUACUACUUCGUCUUCAUCGGCCUUGCCAUAGUCACGGUCACCAUUGCCGCCGUCGUGACCUGGACCCGCAAGCAACGUGUGGACCUCCUUCGCGAAAGACCUCCGCGCCACGAUCCCGCCGCGGGCCCUUGGAACGAUCUGAAUUCCUGGGAGCAGAAUCGUGCUAAUCGACACUCCCGCUUCGGACAUCGUCGCUCGAACGAGUACACGCGUGAGGAAGGCCUGAAUGAGCACGGAGAGGCUCCGCCGCCGUAUGUGCCGCCACCACCGAUGCAGAGAGGGGAGGAUAUUGGCAAUGCGCCGCCAGCUGUGCCAUUGAGGACGUUGUCGAGAGAUCAGGCGGGUCUGAAGCCGCCGGAGUAUGGUGCGUGAGAGAUUAUGGUGUUUGAGAGCAAAUUUGGCUGGAAAUCCUGGCAAAACUUCACUUUUGACUGUUCGCCGCAUGUGUGGGUUAGCGGAGGCGUUUGUGGAGCUGGAUGAGACGUAGUCAACGGCUCGUCGGAGUCAAAUACAUCAUGCGUCACUUCAUCGGAGUGGUAGGAAUCCGUACUUAGAGGUGGGCCUCUCGGAGUCCCCAUCACUGGCCAUGGAUUCAGAAGCAGGGAUGAACGCACAAAUGACCUGGCCUC
Messenger RNA from Zymoseptoria tritici IPO323, 662 nucleotides. RefSeq lists its product as uncharacterized. NCBI's taxonomy places the organism in Eukaryota, Fungi, Ascomycota, Dothideomycetes, Mycosphaerellales, Mycosphaerellaceae. The record is from RefSeq and is a predicted model, not a curated record. The transcript is spliced from 2 exons. Bases 25 to 405 code for a protein of 126 amino acids.